Molecule: messenger RNA, 2612 nt
Organism: Scophthalmus maximus (turbot)
Lineage: Eukaryota; Metazoa; Chordata; Actinopteri; Pleuronectiformes; Scophthalmidae
Gene: pkia
Product: cAMP-dependent protein kinase inhibitor alpha
Exons: 3
Coding region: 354-590 (78 amino acids)
Biological process (GO): negative regulation of cAMP-dependent protein kinase activity
Cellular component (GO): cytoplasm; nucleus
Molecular function (GO): cAMP-dependent protein kinase inhibitor activity
Source: RefSeq, a predicted model, not a curated record
UGAUGGCCGCUCAUUGGUCGCGAAGGAGGAAGAUGCGACGGCCAUGGAGCACGGACUGGGGAAUUUCUCAGACCGUCCUGUCGAUGUGAUUGAUGUCGUUCAAUAAUUCCCACGCGCUGACACGUCGCGGUACGUAGUGCGGGGCGUCUGGAUUCAUUUCCGCUGCUCGGUUUUGGUGAUUAUUGUUUUCUUUUUGUUGUUUUCUGAUUUAUGUUUUGUUGGUUUCGGUUGAUGUGAUGUCGGGCCCGUCGCUCUGCCUUGUGGGCGAAGUCACUCCCUGGUAAUGUAGCUCGGGGUUACUGCACUGGUGGAGCUGUCAGUGAAGGUGUUGCUGUGUGAACGAUGCACGAGCGAUGUCUGAUGUUGAGGCCACGUAUGCAGACUUCAUUGCCUCUGGCAGGACGGGACGGAGGAACGCCCUGCACGACAUCCUGCAGAGUCCAACCGACCCCGAGGGACGAGAGCUGCCCCUCACCCUGUCACUGUCCCAGCUGCACAUCAACGCAGGAGGGGGAGAGGAAGAAGACGCGGAGGACAGCCAGAGCUCCUCCUCGUCAGCACAGAGGGAGGCUGGGCAGAGGAACAGCUAACCUAUAUGUGUGACGUGUGUAGUUAGGUAUGUGUGAUGAAUCCGUUUGUCUAAAAGUGGGCUGGUAGCCGAAGGGUAGCACCACCACCACCACCGCCACCACUGCUGAGGUGCCGGUAAGCAGGGCACUGACACACUCAUGUCCCUGUGGCUCUGCUGUGCAGUGGAACAACAGACUGACUGCGGGGUGUUUUUUUCAGAGUGGGUGUACGCAGACAGACACAUUUUGUAGCUCUUUAAAGAUGAUCUUAGUCUCAGUCUUAGGUACUAAACACACACACACAGGUCAGAUGACCGGAAUGAAACAAGAAACUAGAAAGAGAUCCUAUGCGAGUUUUGUAAUAGUGUAAUCAUUUGUGAGGCCGCUGAGACGUGCUGAUGUAAUGGGUCACAGUGGGAGUAGCAUGUUUGUAGAGGCAGUGAUGCUGAUAGAGAUUAUUUUUCCAGUUAAUCGCUUGUGCUUCUUUCGAACUGACAAUACUGUAGAGGGAACUUGACUUCUCAGCUGUGGUAGAGCUGGAAAACACCACGAACAAAAGCACUGGGGUCUGGUUACUGAAAGGUGUGCCGUGUUUGCUGAUUUUGGUGAAAGUGUUUGAUGACCUAUAUCCAGGUGUGUGCUGCAUGUGAAACUGGCCUAUACUGUAGAAAGCGAACAGACUGUAUCACUGGGAGGAUGGUGUGACAGCAUUCUGCUGACACCAACAAUGUCGAGUUAGCAAGGGUGACAUAUUUCAGUGGUUAAAAAAAGAAAUGAUGAUGGUGUACUACUGUAUCUUACACCGUUUCUUUUUAAGAUCUUUUUUACUUGUCUAGUAACACAAUUAUAAUCCCAACCUUAAAGCUGGGAAGCAGAUGAGAAGAUUGAAACCACUCUCAUGUCUUCACUAAAUACGCAGCUGGAGCCAGCAGAAGUUAGGUGUAGCUUAGCAUAAAGUAUGGGAACAAGGGGAAGCAGCUAGCCUGGUUUUAUCUAAAAAAUCCUACAGCACCUGUAAAGGUCAAUUUCAUUUUGUAAGAUCACAAAUAUCUGUUUAGAACGUUUAAUUAACACAAAACCUAAAUUGUUUCUUGGUUGCCGGGCAACCAGUGGUGACUCAAGGAAGUUACAGGUUAUCUUCAGGGUUUUUUUGAAACAGAAGAAACAAGUCGGAUAUGACAAAAUUUAGCAUUGGAGCCGAAGAGGUGCUGCUAAGCCAGUUCUGUUAAGAUUGGGAUGGAGCCCAGCUAGUAGCUCCCCCGUUCGUAGUCUUAAUAGUAAGCUACGAUUAAAAGCUGUAAAGGUCUGGGUCUGUUCCAUUUGUUUGACUUAUAAAUUAGCCCACAGAUUAGCUGAUUGUAUUCCUUCACUAUUCAUUAUUGUAGCCUACUUUAAUCUCAUGAUAAAGUAGCACUAUUGCACCACCUGCCUGCUCCUACUACAUAUUUGGCACACAGAUGUGAGAGUGGUAUUGAUCGGUUCAUCUGCAUCCCGGCAGUAAAGUGCAUUUCCCAAAAAUAUCAAACGAAUUCCUUCAAUGUACAUAUGCAAUAUUCAGUGAAGCUUCCAGUAAGUGUCACAUGUUUGUGUGUGAAGGUUUCUGCCCCCGACACCGAGGCUGAACUACAUUCCUGCUGCUUCGUGUAAUAAUGGGAUAAAUCUCAUAAUCAUCAUAAAGGGCGUCAUGCAUGCACUUUACAAACUGUAUUUUGUCAUUAUUUUUGUCCUCAGUAUAAUCUUGCUGAAAGACCAGCAGCUUGACUGUUAUCCGUCUCACUCAUGCUGAUGAUAAUAGGGUAAAUAUAGCUCUUUGUUUUAUAUAAUACUCAUUCAGUCAGGUUUUCAAAUUGUAAACUGCCACGUGACUGUAUAGUGACUUAUUCACUACACUGUGUAAACCCAGCCCUUCAUUAGUCAGCAUGUAGACACAUGGCAGAUGCAUGAUUCUGCUAGACGCGUAAGUGUUUGUCUGACUGUCUAUAACCAUGUUUUCUACUACUAUGUGUCAAACAAUGUGUACAAUAAACAAUGAAAGACAGUAAA